Messenger RNA from Macrosiphum euphorbiae (potato aphid), 291 nucleotides. The record is from the annotation of a GenBank genome assembly. Lineage: Eukaryota; Metazoa; Arthropoda; Insecta; Hemiptera; Aphididae.
AUGAAUGCAUGGUAUGAGAAGAGGAUUAAAGCUUACUCUAGUAGUGCUCUGAGCAUGAAAGAUGACCCAGAUUUAAUCAAAUACCGACCCAGCUUACGUUUUGCCGAAGGAGUUACAUCUUUCAUGGCAUCUUGUUUCGAAUUUAAAAGAAUUGCCUUUUAUACUAUAAGAGACAUUUCAAUGGAAGAAAACAAUAUACUUUGUGAAUCAUGUAAGAUAACCAUGAUCUAUUUAAGCAUGGCUGAGUUAACCUCAUUUAAUAUGAUUAUUACCAAUGUAUCGCUACCAUAG